GGCUCUUCUUGUGCGGGGGGGGGCGUGGCUCCCGAGGCUGAGAAGAUAGACCGGGACAGCUGAUGGACAAAUGCCUCUGUCGGCGUAGGGAAGCGCGGAGCUCGGAGACAUGGAGUCGGACGAGAUGUUUCAUCCCAGCCUGGCUGCGGCCCUAAUGAAGUUGGAUCCCGAAGACGGCGGCAAGAUGCUGGAGUACUUCCAAACGCACGCGCUGCUGGCCCGGGAGAAAGCUCUCCUGCAGGCGUCCGUGCGCGAGCAGAAGAAGCUGCUGGUGGAAAACGGCAAACUGAAGAAGGACAUCGAGGAGCUGCGCCACCAGCUGGGCGACAAGCAGAGGAGACGUGCGGCUAAGAGCGUCCUCUCGCCCGGCGAGGCCGCUGAUCCGGCCGCGUCGCCGUCCCGCCGCGUCGACCUCCAGAUGACCGGUCGGCAAAGAGGAGAGAAAAAAGCCGCUCCCGAAGCGCUCCCGCCGCCGCCGGCCCCCGCAGUGGACGUCUCCCGCCUGGACCUGAGAGUCGGACGUAUCGUCGGCGUUCGCCGCCACCCGCGUGCGGCAACCUUGACCGUUCACGACGUCGACGUGGGAGAGAAAGCCCCGCGCCCGGUUGUCAGCAAGCGCCGCCCGGGCGACCAACCACCGCUCGUCGGCUCGCUGGCCGUCCUGCUGUGCAACGUCAAGGCCUGCAAAGUGAGGGGCGCGGCUUCGCGGGCCCGCCUCCUGCGGUGCUUCCGGUCCGACGGCGCCGCGGAGCUGCUGGCCCCGCCGGCGGGUUCCAACCCCGGAGACAGAGUCACUUUCCUCAACUACCCGGGUGAACCUGACCGGGAGCUGAAGGCCAAGCAGCGGGUGUGGGAUCACGUUCAGCCCGGCCUCCUGGUGGACGCCGAGGGCGUGGCCAACUACAAAGGUUGCGGCUUCCGGGUGGAGGGCAAAGGCCCGUGCAGGGCGCCGUCCCUCACCGACGGCACCAUCCGAUGCACGUAGGCGAGGCGCACGCGCCGUUUUGCGGACGCGACGGGGUCGCGCGGCGGCGGCGCUGUUGUUGGGAGGCUUGGAAAACAUGCGGCGACAAACGCGUUCGAAAAA
This is a messenger RNA of Hippocampus zosterae (dwarf seahorse), 1087 nucleotides long. Its product is annotated as aminoacyl tRNA synthase complex-interacting multifunctional protein 1-like. The record is from RefSeq and is a predicted model, not a curated record. Bases 110 to 985 code for a protein of 291 amino acids. Gene Ontology annotation, molecular function: tRNA binding. Lineage: Eukaryota; Metazoa; Chordata; Actinopteri; Syngnathiformes; Syngnathidae. The transcript has 7 exons.